UUUUCUAUUUUCUGACAACUUUUCAUGAUUUUUAUCACUGCACUGAAAAGAGCAGAUACAACUACAAAAGGGUGAUUUCCGUUGGCAAUCGCCUCAUUCUUGCUCCUCUCCUUCAAUCUUUCACAUCUGGUUCGUGAUUUAUGUUCUCUGAUUUGGUAUCUGGUUCUGGUUUUCAACGCUGCCUCCAGAUUCGCGAUUCAGGUUCUCACUGAUUUCUGAUUUUCGAUUUCUGGUUCUGGUUUUGUGCAUCGAGAUUUCGCCUCUUCUCCACUUUGUGAUUUCGGAUUUCUCCCUUGCGUUUUCGGAAUUCAGCAUCGGGAUUUUCGUUUCUUUUUUCUUCUUCGCAACUUCCUGAUUGUGUCCAAUGGAAGAUCAAGUGAAUGUUUACCACCUUCAUCCUUCGAAUAAUCCUGGUUUGCUCGCGCAUUGAGUAGUUCACAGGUCUGCACCAUGGCUUCUUCUGCAGACCCACUUACUCUCAUGCUCAAAACAAAGUGCAAACCAUCAAAGCUUCGUUGCUACACUCCCAUUUCCAUUGUUUCAACCUCCCAAAGUUGAAGAAUCAACGUCUGGGUUGGAGCCUGCAGACCCUGACUUCUACCGGAUAGGUUAUGUCCGGAGCAUGCAAGCUUACGAAAUUGAUUUUAAGGAAGGGCCAGAUGGUUUUGGUGUGUAUGCUUCCAAAGAUGUAGAACCUCUUCGCCGGCCAAGGGUUAUAAUGGAAAUUCCUCUUGAAUUGAUGCUAACCAUAAGCAAGAUGCUACUGUGGAUGCUUUUCCCUGAUAUAAUUCCCAUUGGUCAUCCAAUAUUUGAUAUUAUCAACUCGACAAAUCGAAAGGAGGAACUUUUGGAGCUGCAGGAUCCUAAUCUUGCUUCUACAAAUUUGAUCCUCAAUUACUUGUUUUACAGCUCUAAGUUUGAUCCAUUGAAGCACCAGAGUUACUAUGAAGGCUUGUUGCUCUCGUCUUUUUAGAAGAAAAGGGUCUUCCUCAGCCACACAAUUCGCAGGAGUGGAUAUAGAUAUUUCAGAUGUUCAGAACAUCAAAUUUUACUCUUACAAAGAAUUGCGAAUUGCCUCUGAAGGUUUUAAUUCUGCAAACAAGAUAGGGCAGGGAGGUUUUGGUUCAGUAUCUAUAACUACUACAAAGGAGCUUCUAUAUGCCACUAUUCAUUGGAGGGUUUUACUCAAUGUUUCGCAGGUCCACCAUAAGAUAGACUAAAAAUAGCUUUUCAUAAUCUUUUGGUUGAUUUCUGACGGUUCUACAAAUAAUAUGUUUUAUUGUGCUUC
Molecule: messenger RNA, 1288 nt
Organism: Lotus japonicus
Lineage: Eukaryota; Viridiplantae; Streptophyta; Magnoliopsida; Fabales; Fabaceae
Product: protein PLASTID TRANSCRIPTIONALLY ACTIVE 14-like
Exons: 6
Coding region: 623-973 (116 amino acids)
Source: RefSeq, a predicted model, not a curated record